Daldinia childiae is the source of this 771-nucleotide messenger RNA. Its product is annotated as 5-formyltetrahydrofolate cyclo-ligase. Gene Ontology annotation, biological process: tetrahydrofolate interconversion; folic acid-containing compound biosynthetic process. The coding region runs from base 1 to 771 and encodes 256 amino acids. Gene Ontology annotation, cellular component: mitochondrion. The record is from RefSeq and is a predicted model, not a curated record. The transcript is spliced from 2 exons. Gene Ontology annotation, molecular function: 5-formyltetrahydrofolate cyclo-ligase activity. Lineage: Eukaryota; Fungi; Ascomycota; Sordariomycetes; Xylariales; Hypoxylaceae.
AUGUCACAAGAGCCGGAGAUGAAUUCUGCUGCUCUGAGUGCUGCUAAAUUGCAGCUUCGUUCCUUAAUGAAGCAGCGACUCGCAACCCUCUCGCAAGAAUCCAUCUUAUCCCAGAGCACAAGAGUCUUCGAUUCGUUAUGCACAUUCAAACCGUACGUUGAUGCGAAGAGAGUAGCGGUCUACCUAUCUAUGCCUGGUGGAGAAAUCCAGACGGAUCCUAUUGUUAGGCAUGCUUUAUCUUCGGGCAAGCAGGUAUUCGUGCCUUACUUACACAGAUCCGGCUUACAACCAAAUGAUGGACCGACGAGACUUAUGGACAUGGUAAGUCUGAAAGACGUCGAAGACUACGAGUCUCUAAAACGAGACAAGUGGGGCAUUCCGAGUAUUGACGCCUCUACGGUGCAUGAAAGAAAACGAAGUGUGGGUGAGCUUGAUGGGAAAAGAUCUGAGGAUAUCUCGCUGGAUUUAAUCCUUAUGCCCGGUGUUGCCUUCGAUGUCGACCCACAAUCUAAAGUCAUCCGAAGGCUAGGUCAUGGCAAGGGUUUCUACGACUAUUUUCUCCAUCGAUAUGCAUUGGCUGCUUCACCCGAAGAAAAGACACGGAAUGGUCGACCAGCUGUAUUGUUAUAUGCUCUAGCUUUGAAGGAACAACUUCUCUCCCCGUCUUCGGGAGAAUCUGUUCCGGUUGGACCCCAUGAUCAACCAAUAGAUGGCCUCUUUCUCGGAGAUGGCCAAAUCAAAGAGUCUGCGAAUAACAGCCACGCAAACUAA